Messenger RNA from Trichechus manatus latirostris (Florida manatee), 2176 nucleotides. It is a transcript of the gene SEC61A1, whose product is annotated as SEC61 translocon subunit alpha 1. Gene Ontology annotation, molecular function: signal sequence receptor activity; transmembrane protein transporter activity; ribosome binding. The transcript is spliced from 12 exons. The record is from RefSeq and is a predicted model, not a curated record. NCBI's taxonomy places the organism in Eukaryota, Metazoa, Chordata, Mammalia, Sirenia, Trichechidae. Gene Ontology annotation, cellular component: membrane; Sec61 translocon complex. Bases 149 to 1579 code for a protein of 476 amino acids. Gene Ontology annotation, biological process: post-translational protein targeting to membrane, translocation; SRP-dependent cotranslational protein targeting to membrane, translocation.
AGCCCCGCCCCGCGCCUCCCGCCGUGGCGCUACACUGACGUGUCUAUCCGCGGAUAAGUUGCGCCCCGGCGCGGUGUGAGCCGCGGGGCAGCGUCGGCUUAGUGGAAGCGGAGCUGAAGCAGGACCCGGAACCCGAGCAACCGACGCCAUGGCGAUCAAAUUUCUAGAAGUCAUCAAGCCCUUCUGUGUCAUCCUGCCGGAAAUUCAGAAGCCUGAGAGGAAGAUUCAGUUUAAGGAGAAAGUGCUGUGGACUGCUAUCACCCUCUUUAUCUUCUUAGUAUGCUGCCAGAUCCCCUUAUUUGGUAUCAUGUCUUCAGAUUCGGCUGAUCCUUUCUAUUGGAUGAGAGUGAUUCUAGCUUCUAACAGAGGCACAUUGAUGGAGCUGGGUAUCUCUCCCAUUGUCACCUCUGGCCUUAUCAUGCAGCUCUUGGCUGGGGCAAAAAUAAUUGAAGUUGGUGACACCCCAAAAGACCGAGCUCUCUUCAACGGAGCCCAAAAGUUAUUUGGCAUGAUCAUUACUAUUGGCCAGUCUAUCGUAUAUGUGAUGACCGGAAUGUAUGGGGACCCUUCUGAAAUGGGUGCUGGAAUCUGCCUGUUAAUCACCAUCCAGCUCUUUGUUGCUGGAUUAAUUGUCCUCCUUCUGGAUGAACUCUUGCAAAAAGGGUAUGGCCUGGGCUCUGGUAUUUCCCUCUUCAUUGCAACCAACAUCUGCGAGACCAUUGUGUGGAAGGCGUUCAGCCCCACCACUGUCAACACUGGCCGAGGAAUGGAGUUUGAAGGUGCCAUCAUUGCACUGUUCCACCUGCUGGCCACGCGCACUGACAAAGUCCGAGCCCUUCGAGAGGCCUUCUACCGCCAGAAUCUCCCCAACCUCAUGAACCUGAUUGCCACCAUCUUUGUCUUUGCAGUUGUCAUCUAUUUUCAGGGUUUCCGAGUGGACCUGCCAAUCAAGUCAGCCCGUUACCGAGGCCAGUACAACACCUACCCAAUCAAGCUGUUCUACACCUCCAACAUUCCCAUCAUCCUGCAGUCGGCCCUGGUGUCCAACUUGUAUGUCAUCUCGCAGAUGCUGUCGGCUCGCUUCAGCGGCAACCUGCUUGUUAGCCUGCUGGGCACUUGGUCUGACACCUCUUCCGGGGGCCCCGCACGUGCUUAUCCAGUCGGUGGCCUCUGCUAUUACCUGUCCCCUCCAGAGUCUUUUGGUUCUGUGUUAGAAGACCCCGUCCAUGCCGUCGUGUACAUAGUGUUCAUGCUGGGCUCCUGUGCGUUCUUCUCCAAAACGUGGAUUGAGGUCUCAGGUUCCUCUGCCAAAGAUGUUGCAAAGCAGCUGAAGGAGCAGCAGAUGGUUAUGAGAGGCCACCGAGAAACAUCCAUGGUCCAUGAACUCAAUCGGUACAUCCCUACAGCCGCGGCCUUCGGCGGGCUGUGCAUCGGUGCCCUCUCAGUUCUGGCCGACUUCCUGGGCGCCAUUGGGUCUGGGACGGGAAUCCUCCUCGCUGUCACAAUCAUCUACCAGUACUUUGAAAUCUUCGUGAAGGAGCAGAGUGAGGUUGGCAGCAUGGGAGCUCUUCUGUUCUGAGCCGUGCGUCCCCACGGACCAAGGAGAGGACUGCUCCUGAGUCAGCGGGAAUGGAGAGGCGCAGAGCUCCCUCGGCGGGCACUUCUCACAGGAGGGCGUUGCUGCGGCAUGCGGACUUCUGUUUCAUGAUGUUUUGGAAUUUUAUAUUCUUUCAUUCCACUUUGUAAAAGGCUAGGAAUUUCCCAAUUUGAACUUUUGCUUUUUAUUCUGGCAUUGGCAAAAAGAACUGUCAAAAUGAGAUUUUUAUUCGGCUAAUUGCCAGAAAUGGUGAAAAUUAUAUCCACAAGUAUCCAGUUAACUUUUUUUAGCCUUCUCAGUGCUGUCCGUGGCCACAGUGGCUUCACCUUUUUCCCCACAAAGGAAAUUCUUUGCUCUGGCUAAAAGCACAUACACUGAGAUGUCUGCCGUUUGUUUUGGCAUUGGAGGGAAGCUGGGAGAGUAGUGUGUGUUUUCUGGUGGACUUGGGGAACUGGUGUAUUGAAACCUUACUACAAUGUCUCCUUCACAGUCAGGAUUGGGAAUAUCUAGUUUAAGACUGUUUCUCUGUAAGAUAAAAUUGUUUUUCCUUUUAAAAGUAGUUUUUUAGGACAGAGCUUC